Messenger RNA from Lasiodiplodia theobromae, 1377 nucleotides. RefSeq lists its product as uncharacterized. Lineage: Eukaryota; Fungi; Ascomycota; Dothideomycetes; Botryosphaeriales; Botryosphaeriaceae. The transcript has 2 exons. Bases 1 to 1377 code for a protein of 458 amino acids. The record is from RefSeq and is a predicted model, not a curated record.
AUGGCGUGGGAUCCAGACAAAAAGCCAGGCCCUUCCAGGCUCAAGACCACCGCGCACCACGACGACCCGCUCAGCCUUGGUCCACCUUGCCCGGUGCCGGCGGCUAUCCAAGCCAAUCCUACCGAUGUCCAUGACCCCGAAGACGAUUUCAACAGCACCGUGCCUUUCCUGUUGAGCUACAAAGGAUUUCAAUGCUGCACCGCCGAAGGCCACAAGAUUCCAUCCAACCCCAUUGAGGCAUACAUGAUUGCAUCGGAGACCAAUAUCCGCCACUGCGUUUGUCCUGUUUGCGCUCCGUUCAUCGCCUCUCAAGUUGUCCACUAUUACGCCCAACAAAAUUACCGUAUCUUGGGGACUCGUUGCGAACAGAACUUCUCUCAGGCAUUGCUUGCGGCCCGCCGCGGCGCCAAAUUGACCGUAAGGAAAGCUAAGGUCGAUGUCAGGAUGCGGCAGGUAAACUUUCUGAGGCAUUCCGACCUCCAGACGACAGGACCAUCCAUGGACACUGGCACACAAGACCAGCUCCAGAAGAAAAGUGUGAGAUGGGAAAAGUUCGUGCGCGAGUAUGACGGCUGGCCGGAGGUCGAAGAGGAUGAGGAGGAUGAGCCCAUUGGCAAGGGCGAAUCCUUCCAUCUUCUACCUGUCAACCCCUCGCCAUCCUCCGCUACAAUUGCUGCUGCUCUCUUGGUUGCGGCCCUGACGUUUGCUGCUACGGAACCGUCGGAGCACAGGUAUCCUAAGAGAGUUCCGGGCUACGAGAGCAUCUGCUGGUGCCGCCAUGACCUACCGCCCGACCCCAGCAUCCCCUGUACUGACUUCGAUGGCAUGGUCAUGGAGUAUGGUCCCCCUACCCACCUCUGCAUGCCGUGCGCCAGGCUCAUGUCUGCCAAGCGUGCCUACUUCGCUGCUAAGCAAGCCCACCAUGACUUGCUGAGCCACGGCGGCGACACUCUGGACGAGGGAAAGGGCAUGGAGAGUCUCCUUGUCACGUUGAAGCAGGCGGAGCAGCUCGUGGAGUGGCGGGAGGAGGCCCGUGAGGCCAUGAUCAACUCAGAUGCGCCUGGCAAUCAUGUCAUUUGUGACAUUGUUGAGAAGAACCUUGCAUAUGACAACACGGUCUAUGCACAGGACUUUGAGGAAUGGCAAGAUAGGCUUAAGAUUCACAACAUGCCGCCCAGUCCUGCUCCUCCUCCGCACCAUGACAGCUCCAACAUCACCGCCGAAAAACUCCUUACUCUUGGCACCAUUGCUCCUUAUGCUUCCUCGCUCGACCUGAGUUUCCAUUGCGUAGUCUUGCACGCCGGUGGAGUCUACACCUUCAACGAAAGCAUCUCCUACGUUGUUGAGUGGGUGAUGCUGCUUCCAGACGGCUUGUGA